Molecule: messenger RNA, 5258 nt
Organism: Rhinolophus ferrumequinum (greater horseshoe bat)
Lineage: Eukaryota; Metazoa; Chordata; Mammalia; Chiroptera; Rhinolophidae
Gene: ADAMTS13
Product: ADAM metallopeptidase with thrombospondin type 1 motif 13
Exons: 33
Coding region: 171-4991 (1606 amino acids)
Biological process (GO): extracellular matrix organization; proteolysis
Cellular component (GO): extracellular matrix
Molecular function (GO): metalloendopeptidase activity
Source: RefSeq, a predicted model, not a curated record
UGGAAACCGGGCCCGCCCGUCCGGUGCCGCACGGCCCGGGGCCCGGCGGCUUCUUCGGCCGCGUGCGAGCAGGGCCGCCACCCAGCGAGCGGCGUCCGGGUUCGGCGACCUCGGACUGGGUUGAGAUUUCCAGUCGGUGGCUCUCCCUGGGCCAGCUGGCUUUCGUGAGGAUGAGUGAGCUUCACCCCUGGGGAAUUCUCACUUCUGUGAUCCUCCUCCUGGGCUGCUGGGGACUCCCCGAUGUCCAGCAGCAAUUUCUUCAGGCUUUGGAGCCCAAGGAAGUGAUUUCCUACUUUGGUCCUGAUGCUACCUUAGAAGUGCCCCGAUUUGAUGUGGCCCCACUCACCUGCGUCUGUGAGGACCGGCUCGGGGGGCCACCCUGUAGGGCCCCGCGCUGCUCCCUUCGUGCUCUGGGACAGCUCUUCACCUUCUCCUUCCUGCCCGAGCUGGGUCUCCUUGCUGCCUCCUUCACCAGCGAGCGAGUGGUGAACGCCUCGUUCUGGCUGCUGAGGGGGCCCCCGCAUCACUGCUUCACGGGAGGCCGCGCCCUGCUGCCCUGGGGCGCAGUGGCCAGGGUCACGUACUGCUCCGGCCAGUUGGAGGGUGACAUCUUGGUGGGUGCAGAGCGGCUCUACAUCCAGCCGGUGAGGAGGCAGCACUGGGAGCUGGUGCCUCACUGGGCCGGUGCCCAGCCCCACCUGAUCCACAGGCAUGCCCCCACGGUCCCAGGGGUCCUCCAAGGCCGUUCGUCCCCUCGCCUCCGGAGACACGCUGCUGAGGGCAGCGUCCUGCACCUGGAGCUGCUGGUGGCCGUGGGCCCCGAUGUCUACCAGGCUCAUGAGGAGGACACAGAGCGUUACGUGCUCACCAACCUCAACAUGGGGUCGGAACUGCUGAGGGACCCAUCCUUAGGGGCUCAGUUCCGAGUGCACCUGGUGAAGAUGGUCAUUCUGACGCAGCCCGAGGAGGCUCCAAAUAUCACCGCCAACAUCACCUCAUCACUGCAGAGCGUCUGUGAGUGGAGCAGGACUGUCAACCCCGAGGACGACACAGACCCCCGGCACGCCGACCUGGUCCUCUACAUCACCAGGUUCGACCUGGAGUUGCCUGAUGGUAACCGGCAGGUUCGGGGGGUCACCCAGCUGGGGGGCGCCUGCUCCUCCUCCUGGAGCUGCAUCAUCACUGAAGAUACUGGCUUUGACUUGGGCGUCACCAUUGCCCAUGAGAUUGGGCACAGCUUCGGCCUGGAGCACGACGGCGCGUCUGGCAGCGGCUGCGGACCCAGCGGCCACGUGAUGGGGGUCGAUGGCGCCAAGUCUGCCCACGGGGGCCUCACCUGGUCCGCCUGCAGCCGCCAGCAGCUGCUCCACCUGCUCAGCGCAGGACGGGCGAGCUGCGUGUGGGACCCGCCCGGGCCGCCGUCCGGGCCCGCGGGGCUCCCUCUCGAGGCGCACCCCGGUCUCUACUACGGCGCCGACGAGCAGUGCCGCGUCGCCUUUGGCCCUGCAGCGGUUGCCUGCACCUUCACCAGGGAGACCCUCGACACGUGCCAGGCUCUCUCCUGCCACACAGACCCCCUGGAUCAAAGCAGCUGCAGCCGCCUCCUCAUUCCUCUCCUGGAUGGGACAGAGUGUGGCCUGGAGAAGUGGUGCUCCAAGGGUCACUGCCGCUCCUUGGCAGAGCUCACCCCCAUGGAGGCGGUGCACGGGCACUGGUCUGGGUGGGGUCCCCCCAGUCCUUGCUCCCGCUCCUGUGGAGGAGGUGUGGUCAUCAGGAGGCGGCAGUGCAACAACCCUAGACCUGCCUUUGGGGGGCGAGCGUGCGUAGGUAAUGACCUCCAGGCUGAGAUGUGUAACACCCAGGCCUGCGAGAAGACGCAGCUGGAGUUCAUGUCCGAGCAGUGCGCCCAGACCGACGGGGAGCCGCUGCACCUGUCCCCAGGCAACUCCUCCUUCUAUCAAUGGGGCGCUGCUGUGCCAUACAGUCAAGGGGACCCUCUGUGCAGGCACAUGUGCUGGGCCAUCGGCGAAAGCUUCAUCGUGAGGCGUGGGGACCGUUUCCUGGAUGGGACCCGGUGUGUGCCAAGUGGCCCUCAGGAGGAGGGGACCCUGAGCCUGUGCGUGUCGGGCAGCUGCAGGACAUUUGGCUGCGAUGGUAGGAUGGACUCCCAGCAGGUGCCAGACAUGUGCCAGGUGUGUGGCGGGGACAACAGCACGUGCAGCCUGCAGAACGGCUCUUUCACGGCUGGAAGAGCCAGAGAGUAUGUCUCAUUCCUGACGCUGACCCCCAACUUGACCAGUGUAUACAUCGCCAACCACAGGCCUCUCUUCACACACCUGGCAGUGCGGAUCCGAGGGCGCUACGUCGUGGCUGGGAGUGCGAGCAUCUCCCCCAGCACCGCCUACCCCUCCCUCCUGGAGGACAGGCGCGUUGAGUACAGAGUGACCCUCACCGAGGACCGGCUGCCCCACCUGGAGGAGCUCCGCAUCCCGGGACCCACCCAGGAAGACAUGGAGAUCCAGGUUUAUAGGCGUUACGGUGAGGAGUAUGGUGCCCUCACACGCCCAGAUAUCACCUUCACCUACUUCCGGCCUAAGCAGCGGCAGGCCUGGGCGUGGGCCGCCGUUCGGGGGUCCUGCUCGGUGAGCUGUGGGGCAGGGCUGCGCUGGGUGACCUACCGUUGUCAGGACCAGGCCAGGAACGAGUGGAUGGAGGCUGCCCGGUGCGGGAGCCCGCAGCCGGCAGCCUGGCCAGAGCCCUGUGCCCCCGAGCCCUGCCCCCCAUACUGGGCAGCCGGAGACUUCGGCCCAUGCAGCGCCUCCUGUGGGGGUGGCCUCCGGGAGCGGACGGUGCGCUGUGUGGAGGCCCAGGGCCACCUGCUGCGGACGGUGCCCCCGGCCCGGUGUAGAGCGCUGGCCCAGCAGCCAGCCGAGGUGGACACCUGCAGCUCCCAGCCCUGCGCCCCCAGGUGGGAGGUGUCAGAUGCGUGCUCGUCGGCUUGUGGAGCAGACCUGGCUGUACGGAACGUGACAUGUGUGCAGGGGGCUGAUGGCCUGGAGGCACCAGUGACCACUGGGCUCUGCUCCACAGACAAGACGCCACCUGCCCUCGAGCCCUGUGUGGAGAUGGCUUGUCCUCCGGGCUGGGGCCACCUGGACCCCCAGCCUCCACAGGAGGAGGCUGCAUCCCCAUCAAGCAGUGCCGGGCUCGGGGCUCGAGCUGCACACGUGUGGACCCCCCUGGCGGGGCCAUGCUCCGUGUCCUGUGGUCGAGGCCUGAUGGAGCUGCGUUUCAUGUGUGUGGACUCUGCCCUCAGGACACCUGUCCAGGAAGAGCUCUGUGACCUGGCAAGCAAGCCUGAGAAUCGGCGGGAGGUCUGCCAGGCUGCCCUGUGUCCAGCUUGGUGGGAGACCCGAGCCCUGGCACCAUGCCCGGUGACCUGCGGAGGGGGGCAGGUGCUGCUGGCUGUGCGCUGUGUGAGGUUGGACCACGGACGCUCCAUCCCCCUGCCUCAUGCCAAGUGCUGGCCUGUGCCCCGGCCCGGCCCCUUUGAGGACUGCAGCCCGGAGCCCUGCCCUGCCAGGUGGCGGUACAAGCUGGCAGCCUGCAGUGUGAGCUGUGGGGGAGGGGUUGUGCGGAGGAUCCUGUAUUGUGCCCGGGCCCUCGGGGGGGACAAGGAUGAAGAGAUCCUGCCCGAUGCCCAGUGCCAGGGGCUGCCUCGCCCAGAGCAGCAGGAGGCCUGCAGCCCGGAGCCCUGCCCGCCCAGGUGGAAAGUCAUGUCCCUUGGCCCAUGCUCAGCCAGCUGUGGCCUUGGCACCGCCACACGCUCGGUGGCGUGUGUGCAGCUGGACCAAGGUCAGGACACAGAGGUGGACGGGGCAGCCUGUGCAGCUCUGGUGCGCCCGCGGGCCAGCGUCCCCUGUGUUGUUGCGGACUGCAAGUAUGGGUGGCACGUCAGCACCUGGACGCAGUGCUCUGUCUCCUGUGGGGAUGGCACCCAGCGUCGGCGUGUUACCUGCCUUGGACCCCAGGCCCAGGGGCCUGUGCCAGCUGACUUCUGCCAGCACUUGCCCAAGCCAUCGACGGUGCAGGGCUGCUGGGCCGGGCGCUGUGCAGGGCAGGGGACACUCAGCCUGACGCCCCAUGAGGAAGCCACUGCUCCAGACCAGACCACACCUGCCACCGCUGGUGCUUCCCCCGAGUGGCCCCAGCCCCGGGCCCGUCUCCUGCCCCCAGCUGCUGCGCCUCAGGAGCUCCUGCCCAGGCCCCAGGAAAGCCUGGCAGAGUCCAGUGCCUGUGGCCGGCAGCACCUUGAACCAACAGGAGCCAUUGACUUGCGAGGCCCAGGGCAGGCUGACUGUGCAGUGGCUAUCGGGCGGCCCCUGGGUGAGGUGGUGACCCUCCAAGUCCUCGAGAGUUCCCUCAACUGCAGCGCUGGGGACAUGCUGCUGCUUUGGGGCAGGCUCACGUGGAGGAAGACGUGCAGAAAGCUGUCCGGCAUGACUUUCAGUUCCAAAGCCAACACGCUGGUGGUGAGGCAGCGGCGUGAGCGGUCCGGAGCUGGAGGCGGAGUGCUGCUGCGGUAUUCCAGCUGGCCUGCCCCCAGAACCUUCCACCGAGAAUGUGACAUGCAGCUCUUUGGACCCCGGGGUGAAAUAAAAAACCCAUCAGUGAGUCCAGAUGGGAGGAGCGUGGGCGGCUGCCGCAUCUUCAUCAAUGUGGCUCCGCAGGCACGGAUCGCCAUCCACGGCCUGGCCACCCACAUGGGCACCGGCACUGAGGGAACCGGGGCCAGCUACAUAUUGAUCCGAGACAUCCAGAGCCUGAGGACGACGACAUUCCGAAGGCAGCAGGCACUCUACUGGGAGUCAGAGGGCAGCCAGGCUGAGAUAGAAUUUAGUCAGGGCUUCCUGGAAACACACGGCAGCCUGCGCGGCCAGUACUGGACACUGCAGUCUAGAGCUCAGGAGCCCAGCAGGGCCCUGCCCUAGCUUCCUCUCCAAGCACAUCCCUCUGUUGACCCACGCGUGCAGUGGGGUGCACUGCACGCAUGGGUCCAAUCUUAGAAGGCAAAGGAAGGAACUUGACAUUUAUGGGUACCAGUUAGGUGCUUGGUCAGCCCUGGGGGGCUUUCCAAUUUGAAUUCCCUCCAAUUUUAAGAAUCACUUUUAGCGCCUCUUCCUACGUGCACAACGCUGGGGGGAGGGUCGGGGGUACUCUCCGGAAAGGCAGCCCCCAGCACCUCCGGUACCAAUAAA